Messenger RNA from Thlaspi arvense, 1419 nucleotides. The record is from the annotation of a GenBank genome assembly. NCBI's taxonomy places the organism in Eukaryota, Viridiplantae, Streptophyta, Magnoliopsida, Brassicales, Brassicaceae.
AUGGAGCUGCAAAUCCCUCCACCGGUAACCUCCGACUCACUCACAUUCAAGGUCCACCGACGGGGGCCGGAGUUAGUUUCUCCAGCGAAGCCAACACCGAGAGAGCUCAAACUCCUCUCCGACAUCGACGACCAAGAAGGACUAAGAUUCCACAUCCCCACUAUCUUUUUCUACAGACACAACCCUACUGCUUUCUCCGACCCGGUCGCAGUGAUUCGGAGAGCCCUGGCCGAGACGCUGGUUUACUACUACCCGUUGGCUGGUAGGCUCCGGGAAGGACCGAACCGUAAACUCGCCGUGGACUGUACCGGCGAAGGCAUCUUGUUCAUUGAGGCAGAUGCUGAGAUGACACUUGCUGAGUUUGAAGAUAAGGAUGCUCUACGCCCUCCAUUUCCUUGCUUCGAAGAGCUUCUUUUUAACGUAGAAGGUUCAAGUGAGGUGCUCAACGCACCUAUGAUUCUCAUCCAGGUCACGCGCUUAAAAUGCGGCGGUUUUGUUUGCGCCGUCCGUAUCAACCACGUAAUUUCCGACGCCGCCGGUCUCUCCCUCUUCCUGAAAACAGUUAGCGAGUUUGCAAGCGGAUCGCACGCGCCAACGGUUGCGCCGGUGUGGGAGCGUCACCUUCUGAGCGCCAGGGUCCCGGCGCAUGUGACGCAUGCUCACCGCGAGUACGACGAACAGUCGGCGGCCGAUGCGGAAUCCGCCAACGGAGACGGAGACAAUCUAGUCAGCCGGUCCUUCUUCUUCGGCGCCGCCGAGAUGUCCGCCAUACGGAGGCUCCUCCCACCGAACCUCUCCGACCGCAGCACAGAUGUGGAAACGCUGACGUCCUUCAUGUGGCGAUAUCGCACCGCCGCUCUAAGACCCGACCCGAGCAAGGAGAUGCGUCUCAUAUUCAUCGUCAACGCGCGUCCCAAGCUCAGAAACCCACCGCUACCACCGGGAUACUACGGAAACGCGUUCGCGUUCCCAGUCGCAAUCGCAACCGGUAGAGAACUAACGGAGAAGCCGUUAGAGUUCGCUCUGAGACUAGUGAAGGAGGUGAAAUCCAGCGUGACGGAGGAGUACAUGCGUUCGCUCGCGGAUCUGAUGGUGACAAAGGGAAGGCCAAGGUUCUCGACGGACGGAGCCUACUUGAUAUCGGACGUGAGGAACUUCGCAGACAUUAAUCUCGGAGUUUGGGGAAAACCGGUUUACGGAGGAAUCGGUACGGCCGGAGUCACGGAUUUUCCGGGGUCUAGCUUCUACGUUUCGUUUGAGAAGAGAAAAGGCGAGAGAGGGAUCGUUGUACCGGUUUGUUUGCCGGAGAAGGCGAUGCAGAGGUUCGUUGAAGAGCUCGACGGCGUGUUUAACGGUCAACUUGCAUCUAACGGAAGAAGCAAAAGCGCUGCUAAUAAAUGGAUCAUGUCUUCUCUAUAA